AUGACAUUUGCCUCCACUCUUUCACAGGCAGAAGCUUUGCUUCAGCCUUCAGAUCUUAAAGCAUCGUCAAGUGAUAUACUUCCGACAGUAAGCGAGUUAGAUGUGCAGCUUGUGUUUGGCAGCCUUUUAGAGUUGCACAAUAAUAUCCGUAUGCUUGUUGACGCACUUGAGGCGGAAACUGAUGAAGCCGAGCCCUGCCAGCCGGUCGGAACAUCCACCAAUACUACUAGCAUAGUUAAUGCGACAACUGAACCUGGGGCGGAUAAGACAGCCCGUUCAGAUCAAAUACAGACCAUUCAUCCAUCGCCUGUCCGAAACGAAUCGGUCGUGUCAUCUACUCAUCUCGAUUACAAGAAAUCUCAUCUCGACUCAUGGGAUCGAGUUGGCUCUGCAAACUCACCAUCACUUUCCCGUUCGUCCUCUCCUUCGCCUUCACUAUCAAUAUCUUCAGCCCCCUUGGCAUCCAGCCCUCCUAGCGUAUUUACCCUCCAAUCAGGAAUGCUGAAACCCCCAACUCCAAUGCAGCCUCGAUCAAUUCUUGGGAAUCGGAUUGGACCUGCAGUUUCUGGGCCUCAUCUUGAUCGCAGGACAAUAAGGCGGCGGAAGCGUCGAUUGGUUGGUGUCUGUUUGAUUGAACCGGCAGAAGAUGAUUCACUCGAUGUGUUUAGCCAGUAUGCAAGUACCAUUCUUGGGGCGGACUCCCGCGAUCGCUCGUGGCAGUUGGCAGAUUCACCUGAAGUCGCAGGAGCACUUUGUCGUCUCAGUCGUACUUUACUACAUACUGCAACACGUGCCAAGGCGAGUUUUAAUAUAUGA
This is a messenger RNA of Protopolystoma xenopodis, 816 nucleotides long. The record is from the annotation of a GenBank genome assembly. NCBI's taxonomy places the organism in Eukaryota, Metazoa, Platyhelminthes, Monogenea, Polystomatidea, Polystomatidae.